Centropristis striata (black sea bass) is the source of this 3614-nucleotide messenger RNA. It is a transcript of the gene tes, whose product is annotated as testis derived transcript (3 LIM domains). Lineage: Eukaryota; Metazoa; Chordata; Actinopteri; Perciformes; Serranidae. The record is from RefSeq and is a predicted model, not a curated record. The transcript is spliced from 10 exons. Gene Ontology annotation, molecular function: zinc ion binding. The coding region runs from base 132 to 2192 and encodes 686 amino acids.
GUGAACCGGGCUGUGGUGUUAUCCGUCCUGUCCGUUUCCUUUCAGUUUUUUGUUUUUGACAGUUAUUUUAGUAGCGACUCGUCUGUUCGCUUCCUCCGGACCGAGUUAACCCCACAGAGACAAACACCAAGAUGGAGAUAGAGAAGGAAGUAAAGAAGAUGACCCUCGGGCACGAGUUUGGCGCCGGAGCCGCCUGUUUGAAAUGCAAAGACAAGUGUGAAGGCUUCGAGCUUCACUUCUGGAGAAAAAUCUGCCGAAACUGUAAAUGUGGCCUGACGGAGCACAACGUGCAGAUGAACUCUGAGGAGAACAAGAAGGUGGGGAAGCUGUUCGAGGACACCAAGUACACCGGGCUCAUCGCCAAGCUGAAGAAGGACGGCGUGCCCAGCUACAAGGGCAACAUGGUGACCAUCACUCUGCCCAGCACCGGGACCGCCUACAUGGUCCCGCCCAGCGCCUCCGCCACCGUGGUGCCCCCCCCCUCUGCUACAGCCGGCUCCGUGCAGCCUGCUGGAGCCGCUGCAGGAACAGCAGCCGGCGGCACUCGGGGUCAGACUUGGGCCCCGGGUCAGGGUCCGGGUCCGGGUCGGGGUCAGGCCGCAGGUCAGGGUCUAGCCCCGGGUCAGGGUCCGGGUCAAGCCCCGGGUCGGGGUCAGGCCGCAGGACAGGCUGCAGGACAGGGUGUAGGUCAGGGUCUGGGCCCGGGUCAGGGUCUGGGUCAGACCCCGGGUCUAGCCCCGAGUCAGGCUCAUGUUCGGCCCGUACCAAUCAGCAUCUCGGCUAUCAAGGCGAACAAAGUGCCGGUUGCUGUCGGCACGGCGUCAGCCAACACGGUUCCAGUCCCCAAAGACGUGCCGAUGAUGUCCGUCACCUACGAGUGGGCUCCACCUGUAGCCAACAAGUACAUUGCGGCGCGUUACAUCGAGCUGCUCCCGCCUGAGAAGCGUCCAGUGGCCGGUUCGGAGGGAGCAGCUUACCGCAGGCAGCAGAUGGCCCGCCAGCUGCCCGAGCACGACCAGGACCCGUCCAUGUGCCACGAGUUGAGCCCCGCCGAGGUCAAGAAGAUGCAGCAGUUCGUCCGCAAGUACAAGGACGAGGCCCUGGGGGUCGCAGACGUCAUGCUGCCGGAGGAGAUCGCUCUACCUGGUGCUGGAGGGGUACCUGGGGCUGGAGGGGUACCUGGGGCUGGAGGGGUACCUGGGGCUGGAGGGGCAGGGUUUGGACCGGGAGCUGGAGCUGGUUUUGGGCCUGGAGCUGGUACUGGAGCUGGUUUUGGGCCUGGAGCUGGUGCUGGGGCUGGUUUUGGGCCUGGUGCUGGUGCUGGAGCUGGUUUUGGGCCUGGUGCUGGAGCUGGUUUUGGGCCUGGAGCUGGUUCUGGAGCUGGUUUUAGGCCUGGAGCUGGUGCUGGAGGUGGUUUUGGGCCUGGAGCUGCUGGUUUUGGGCCUGGAGCUGGUGCUGGUUUUGGGCCUGGUGCUGGAGCUGGUGCUGGAGCUGGUUUUGGGCCUGGAGCUGGAGCUGGAGCUGGCUUUGGGCCUGGAGCUGGAGGAGCCCUGGGUACCACCGCCACAGCCGGAGCUAUGGGCGUCCCUGGAGCUCAGCAGGCUGGACUUCCACAAAAGGCCUAUUCAUGCAAUCACUGCCAGCAGCCGAUGAAUACGGGCGAGCCGGCGGUCUAUGCAGAACGUGCCGGCUACGAUAAGAUGUGGCACCCGGCGUGCUUCGUGUGUUGCACCUGCAAAGAGCUGCUGGUGGACAUGAUCUACUUCUGGAAGAAAGGGAAGCUGUACUGCGGACGCCACUAUGGAGACAGCGAGAAGCCGCGCUGUGGAGGCUGUGAUGAGCUGAUCUUCUGUAACGAGUACACUCAGGCUGAGGGACAGAACUGGCAUCUGAAGCAUUUCUGCUGCUUCGAGUGCGACUGCAUCCUCGCCGGAGAGACGUACGUGAUGGAGAACGACAAGCCGGUCUGCCAGCCGUGCUACAUGAAGAGCUACGCUGUGAAAUGCGCCUCCUGCCAGGCGCCGGUGGAGCCCGAGGCCCAGCGGGUCUCCUACGGCGACCACCACUGGCACGCCGACCCGCAGUGCUUCAAGUGCUCCGGCUGCUCCAAGUGCCUGAUCGGCCAGCGCUUCAUGGCGGUGCAGGCCCACCUCGUCUGCUCCGUGGAGUGCAAGAAGAAAAUCGCGGCGUAGACGGCCAAAACGACUCUCCUCCAUCUUCUCCACGACCACACGUGAAACCAGGCUGGCUUCGGCUAGGACUAAAAACCAGAGCAGGGAAAACAAACAGUGGUGCACUCGGGAAGAGAUGGAUUGUGGUUGUGUUGACACAGAAUCGAGUGCCUGGUACUUCUCAUAUAGAGAUGUAUAACAAUAGUGAAUCCAUUUGCCUUUUGGGUGCUCUUUUCUUUCUGAUAAAUCCGUCUCAACUAGACAGAAACUUCUAUAUUCCAGUUUAUUGUCUGCCUUAAAAUCAGUCGUCUGCUUUAUUGUUGCUUUUUCUUACACUGUUUUUUUUACUGAUGAGAUUAAUUUUGUACUGGUCCGACGUGACAAUCCAGUUUUUUUUUUGUUAAACCUGUGUCUUUAAUGGUAUCAGUGCCAUGCUACUCCUAUAGAGCCUACUGUUGAUUUAAUGUGUCAUCUUUAAUGCUUCCUUGACAGAAAACAACUACUGAUGCUCCAUUCUAUGCAGCAAUAUGACGAGUAAUAAUUGCCAGGUUUUGGGGUUGCUUUGCUUCCAGUGCACUGUAUUCCAAAAAUAAUCUAUAAUGAUUAUUAGAAACUAAACUUCCUGAAUUUCCGAGAGAUUUGGAAGUAAAUUGCCCCAACUUUGUUAACAGUAUAUUUGGCUACAAGUUGCCACCUACUGUUGUUGUUUUAUUGCACAUCAUCCAAUGAGUGUAUAGCAGUAUUUUCAUAGUAUUUAAGGGAACAAAACAAUGUGAAAACUUUCCAGAAAACACCACAAGUUGCCAGUAUUUAAGGUACACCUGCCCUGUUAUUUGGUAUACAGAACAAUGCCACCUUUUGUGUAUGUUAAUGUGUAUAAACAAAGUGCACAAAGAUAUGGAUUUUUGUAAGAAUGUUGGAUUGCAUUAGCUUUGUUUUAAUGAGCUGGUUGCACUGUGUAAUGUAUUUAAUCCAAAAAUACUGCAAACAAUAUCCUGAAGAAAUGCUGUAGAAUUUACUUGACAUUCACAAAUAUUCAGCUUCUGUAUUAUGUGAUUGUAAAGGUGUCCAUAAAGUGGCUUCUAGUCUUGGGUCCAAGUAAAAUGUAAAGCAAUGAAAUAAAUAAGCAAGUAUUACAAACCAAAUAAAAAUAUACAUCUUUUUGUAUAAAUAAAAUGGGAAAAAAACUGAACAAAACAGUCACUGAGUGCAGAAAAUAUGUAAUGUAUUGCUAAGGAAUUGGCAAAGAAGUUAACAGAGUUUUCAUCCAAGUCUACUUCGUCAUCCACUUAAGUUGUUAUAUGGGAAUAAUGACAUGGUACCCAAUGACUCAAUGAAUUCAGGAAAACACUGAAAAUUGUUACACUUAAAACCAUUUUGUGCCACUCCAGUUUCUGUGCAUUGUACUUUCCUUUUAAUGCAAUAAACUGCACUUUAAAUUCU